Molecule: messenger RNA, 826 nt
Organism: Aspergillus niger
Lineage: Eukaryota; Fungi; Ascomycota; Eurotiomycetes; Eurotiales; Aspergillaceae
Exons: 2
Molecular function (GO): nucleotidase activity
Source: RefSeq, a predicted model, not a curated record
AUGAUGGCUGGGCCGAGCUCAACAUUCGCACUUUGUACAACGCGCUCACUGCGGCCGACCACUCGGUCGUGAUAUCUGCGCCCGCAGAGAAUCAAAGCGGAACCGGUUCCGACGACGCAACACCCACUCCCCUGACCUCCCCUGCGAAUUCGACUCUUGUCCCAGCGGCAGCCCCGCCGUCGGCCACAACUCCAGCCAACCACGCUUCAACUACGUCAACAGCUACCCAGCGACCUCCAUGAAAUAUGGCCUCAACAACCUCUCCUCCACCUACUUCUCCGGCUCUCCCGACCUCGCCGUCGCCGGGCCCAACGUAGGCGCUAACCUCGGCCUAGCCGUCUUCUUCUCCGGCACCGUCGGCGCAACCACCUACGCCGCCAACCAAGGCAUUCCCGCAAUCGCCUUUUCCGGAUACACUGGCUCCCAGAUCGCCUGGAACGUGAGCAGUGUUCCCACGUACAGUACUGUAUAUGCAGAGCUAGCGACGAAGUUGGUAGAUGAGUUGGUGGAGUCCGGAACCCCGUACUUGCCCGAGGGGGUGUGGCUGAAUGUGAACUUUGGGGCUGUGAGCGAUGAUAGUUGUACGAGUGCGGAUGAUUUCGAGUUUGUGUUGUCGAGGCUCUUUACGGCGAUUCCGUUGAUUACGGCGGAUGAUGUGGAAACCUGUAAUAGUACACGGUUGCCCACGGAGUUGAGUGUUAUGCUCCAGGAUGGAUGCUGGGCGAGUGUGUCGGUGGGCAUGUCGGGGGAUAAGUUGGAUGCGAAUGCUACGGUGCAGGGGGUGGUGUUGGAGAAGUUGGGGGGAUUGUUGACUUGUUUGGAUUAA